UGGUCCCGUUAUCAGCCACUCCAGGCACCGUCUCAGCUCCGGGAGUUUGAAACAUCGUCCAAGUGUCGAAGCGAAAUAAAAGAGUCGAUUCUUUUCAACGGGGGAACUUUACUGCAAUUUAUCCGCGGGAUUUGUGAGAUGUUUUUGUCGCCGAAGUGUUGGAUUUUCCUCGUUUUCCUGGCAGGUGUCCUUCCUCCCUGUUGCUUGGGCGUUAAUGUGUUUGUGAGAGAUGAGAGGAGGUACUCCGUGCUGUUCCAGUCGGUGGUGCUGCCGUGUCAGUACACCAGCGUGUCCACCCAGACCCCCGUGGUGCAGUGGGUCUACAAGUCGUACUGUCGGGAUCGCACGCGGGAUUCCUUCAGUCACUAUGACAACCUGGGUGGAGGCCUGGGAGGAGGAGGAGGCCUCACAGGUGCAACGGGAGGAGCCGGUGGAGGGUAUGAGACGGGAAUGAUGGGGAACUACUUGGACUGCUCCGACAACAGCCGGACAGUCCGAACUGUGGCCUCCAUCGCUGGUUCUUCAAUCACACUGUCAGAGUACUACAAGAACAGAGACAUCUCCAUCAUCAACAAGGCGGACCUGCGGAUAGGAGAGGUGCAGUGGGGAGACAGUGGAGUUUACAUCUGCAAAGUGGUGAUAUCGGAUGAUCUCGAGGGUCAGAAUGAAGCCUCUGUGGAGCUGCUUGUUCUUGGUGUCUCAGGUGUGCCUGAAGAUCUGCUUCCAGGCUUUGAUUUGAAGAUUAUGCCAGAGUGGGUGUUUGUGACAGCAGUGGUGCUGGGCAGUGUGUUAUUCCUGCUGUUGUUGGGGGUUUGUUGGUGUCAGUGCUGUCCUCACUCCUGCUGCUGCUAUGUCAGUUGCUGGUGCUGCCCAGACACGUGCUGCUGCCCCAGACACUUGUAUGAGGCAGGUAAGGGUAUUAAGACAGGCACCACCACCCCCCAGACACCUGCCUACCCUCCAUACUUUGUCUCUGGUGUCCCAACUAUGGUGCCCAUCGCUCCCCCCUCCCUGGUGGACAAGAUGUCCUCUGUCCCCCCCUCAGAUGGCAGCAUACUAACAGCAGUCCCGAUGCAUGCUGUAGGUGUUCCCUACCGUGUGCCAUCAUCUCAGGAUCAGAACUCUCUCAGGGUGCUACAGUAUGUAGAGAAACAACUGGCUCACUUCAACCCUGCGAGGUCGUCCAACCACCAGUCUUGCAGUCUGUCAGAGCUGAGCUCCCUCCAUGAUGGGGAACCUGGCUUUCGUCAAACAUACCGAAACAUCCAGCUGAAAGCUCUGCCCACCAUCCCCGACCAUAACCCUCAGCCUGAGCCGCAGCGCUACCGCGAGAACCGGAGCCCGGAGCCGCAACAUUAUCAUAACAAGGUCCCGUCACCCCAGCGUCAUCGUGAUGAGCACAGCUCAGAGCCCCGGCGGUGCCAGGAAGAACCUCCCGACUCUCCUCUGCGACGGUACAGCAACGAUCCUCCGUCCUCUUCGCAGUCUCGCAGGCUUGGCCGUGAUCAACAGAAACAGAACCACAUCAAGGAGGACAAUCACAACAGGUGGAACCCUCGUUCGGAACAUCUGCAAAGAAAAACGUACCGUACUGCAGGACGCUCCGGCUCUCUGGAAGAGCUAGAGGAGUUUGCUAGCUGUUACAAGCAGAGAGGAGGCAGAGGGGCAGGGAAGGAGGAGGAAGAGCAUGGAGACUAUGAGAGGGAGUUUCUUGAGUACAGUCGAUAUCCUUCCUACCGCAAUGGUCCAUCACAGCAUUACUACAAUGAUGAAAAUGGGCUUGAUGACAACGGGGACCAUGAAGAUCAUCCCAGACAGAGCAAGAAAAAUGAACGUAACAUAAGCCCACUUUCUUCACCGCAAAAGAGGAAGGGGAUAAGGGAUAGUGACCAUCCUGCUCCACCUCCUCUCAGAGUCCAUCCGCCGUCAACUUCCUCUCAAGAGAAAGACUAUGACGGCACGUUCCUGAACAGCCUGCUGGACCGUAAGUCUAAGUUGCGUGGAGUUGGCCAGGGGAAGAGUGGGUCCCGGGGUGAGGAAGAUUCAGACACACCCUCAAAGAGCAGCUCCAAAAAGAGCAGCGGGGAAUCUAGUCGGCACUGCAGCCGCUCACCCAGUAAUAGGCCUGAGGUAGAUUCACUGUCUCCAUACCCAGACACAGCGAGAAGCAGAACUGACCGGCCAACUCCGCGGCCGCUCCCCGCAAACCUGUGCCUCUCUCAGCCUCAUGCUUUCUCCCAAACCAAUGGCAGAGAGGAAACCAGAGACAAAUCCGUCAAAGUGAACACUCUUCUCAGCCGAGAUUCCCUCAUUGUCUGAUCGACUAAAAGCUGCACAGAGACUGAAAUCCCGGAGCAGACAGCAGAGCGUUACUGCCGCGACGCACAACACAAUUGACCCUGAGCGUGGAACGCUGACUCAGUCCUGAUAUGUGACGGAAUGGACAACAGAUAACGCAACUCUGAGUCUCCGGGGCUUUCUUGCCUGACAUCACCGGGCGAUGAAGUCAUCGCUGCUCAGUUUCUGUCACUGGCUGCCUCACGCACGUCUCAGCUGGACUAACAGUGGGUGAACUCGUUGGUGGGUGUGUGACUCAGCUUGACUCUGUCUCUCCGUAAGACGCUCUGAAGUAGAGGGACGGACUCUACGCCUGUAGCACAAUGAAUGCAUUCAGAAAGCAUAUAUCACUACACCAUUAUUGGAAAGGACAGUCUAUAGUUGUCAUUCAGCCAAUUCUUAACAUUAAAAUCAUUUAAAUAUUAAGUAAAGCUGAAGUGCUAACCAGUAUUACCAAAUGUUGAUAUGAUAUUGAUAUUGACUACACACCAUUUCCAACUGGAAACUGAAGUCCAUAAACCGUUCCGCACAAAAUUCCACAGACAAAACUGUCAUUUUUCGCUUGUAAGUGCCCAGAUGUUUUUAAUCUGCUCUUCCCUCCAAACACAGAUUUACUCCGUGGACUUUGGUGCAGGAGAUUGACAGAUUUUUAAGCUUCGGUUUCCAGCCAGAUAAGAAACUCUCUUAAGUAAGAUAUCUUCGACCUAAGCAGUCAUAGAUUUGAUUGAAGACAUGUUUUCACUGAGAUGCAUUUGUCAGUACUUCAUACAACCACGCAACAAAGGAACCGGAAUUAUCCUUUUAAAGGUACAGUAUGCACGUUUUGGAAACCUUUUCUAAUAUUCUAAAAUAUUAGAAAAGAGGAAAAACGCUCAUUCAUCAUUAGAAUUACAGUGUAUACUGUAUAUAUUCGAAAGUAUCACAGCACACAAACCCUUUAGUAUAGUUUAAAGCAAUGUUACAGCGUAAACAAAGCUCUAAAGAAGCCAAAAAAGAUGUGUACCCAAACUGUAGCAGUCACAAAAUUAUAAACUGUAAUUGAAUCAGUUUGAAAUGAUAUUAUGUGGGAUUAAUGCCAAAUACAGAGAGCUGCAUGGACAAAAUGAUCAACUAAUGGAUUCAUUCUGCUAAUAUCAUCUUUAUACUGUAUCUGUUACUUAAUUCUUCGCUCAUGAAGUCCUAUGUGAUUGGAACCGUUCAUUUUCUUGUAUUAAAUGUAUUAGUAUUUGCACAACACGACUCUAAGGGAACUGAAACUAAACCUUGAUGACAUUUUGUACAAUUUUUUUUUUAUUCUUCAAAAUAUUGAACUACCUUCUGUAUUUAUGUGUGAGGUGUGAUAUGAUCCUUGUAAUGUGGAAAUGAUCGUGUUUGUCUCAAACACUCCAGUGUGACUGUGUACAUAAGAUGAUGAAGUGUCUUUGGUUUGA
This is a messenger RNA of Solea senegalensis (Senegalese sole), 3767 nucleotides long. Its product is annotated as immunoglobulin-like domain-containing receptor 2. NCBI's taxonomy places the organism in Eukaryota, Metazoa, Chordata, Actinopteri, Pleuronectiformes, Soleidae. The record is from RefSeq and is a predicted model, not a curated record. Gene Ontology annotation, biological process: pancreas development. Bases 139 to 2319 code for a protein of 726 amino acids. Gene Ontology annotation, cellular component: membrane. The transcript is spliced from 10 exons.